AUGGAUUACUAUAUCUUGGUUCUGAAAAAAAAGCACGAGGAGCAUGACGGCGGUCUUCUGAGGAAUGUCGAGAUCGCAUUUCUCCGAGUACAGCCAGGACAUCACCUUAUUUGCAUCCAUCGUUUUCACAGGAUGUCCAACAUCGCCAUAUUUUAUGUACAUUUGUACGACGUCUUCAAAAGCAUCAAAAUGGCGGUGUUUGAUGAAUAUAAGAAACAAUUUUUAAACUUUUUUGAAUUCUUCUUCUUCUUUUUCUUCUUCUUUUUCUUUCUGGAACCUGAACCUCAAGAUGACUCGGAACCUGAACCUCAAGAUGACUCGGAACCAGAUAUUGGUGCUUCUUGUGCAUGCCCUUGUGAGCAUCGGUCAAGCAGGACUCGACACAGAGAACAUCAUCGGGAACAACACGUAUCUGAUUCGUCUCAAAAUGGACCAACAGUUGAAGACCAAACAACCGAACCACCUUCCGUUGCUGCAGAACAUGUUCCACGGGGUUUAAGACGGAAACUCCCAACGGAGGCACCCACUGCUGUGCAGACUUCCAAAACUAGUUCUGCCCUUAACUCCAAGGCCACCAAGCCGACAACAAAGGCACCUCCAAAACCGAAACCGACAACGAAGCCCAAGCCCAACAAAUCGGUCAAUCCUCCAAUCACAAACGCUCCAAAAACCACAAAAGCUCGAACAACUAAGAAAGCUCCGAAGCCCACGGAACCUUUGAAGCCCACGAGACCUCCAAAGACAACAAAAUCUCCGAAGCCCACGAGACCUCCAAAGACAACGAGACCUCCAAAGACAACGAGACCUCCAAAGACAACGAAAUCUCCGAAGACAACAAAAUCUCCGAAGACAACGAAAGCUCCAAAAUCAACGAAAGCUCCGAAGGCAACGAAAACCCCUAAAGAAAAAUCUAACCAAUCCAAAAAAAAAGGAUAA
Molecule: messenger RNA, 936 nt
Organism: Caenorhabditis remanei
Lineage: Eukaryota; Metazoa; Nematoda; Chromadorea; Rhabditida; Rhabditidae
Exons: 4
Coding region: 1-936 (311 amino acids)
Source: RefSeq, a predicted model, not a curated record